Messenger RNA from Pyricularia pennisetigena, 1776 nucleotides. RefSeq lists its product as uncharacterized. The transcript has 3 exons. Gene Ontology annotation, biological process: protein phosphorylation. NCBI's taxonomy places the organism in Eukaryota, Fungi, Ascomycota, Sordariomycetes, Magnaporthales, Pyriculariaceae. The record is from RefSeq and is a predicted model, not a curated record. The coding region runs from base 1 to 1776 and encodes 591 amino acids. Gene Ontology annotation, molecular function: protein kinase activity; ATP binding.
AUGCCGGAAAGCGAUAAUUAUGAGGUUUUGGAGAAGAUAGGCCACGGCUCCUUCGGCGUCAUCCGAAAGGUGCGCCGCAAGUCCGAUGGCAUGGUCGUCUGCCGAAAAGAAAUCAGCUACCUCAAGAUGUCGCAAAAGGAGCGUGAGCAACUGCACGCCGAGUUCCAGAUCCUCUCCACUCUGCACCACGAAAACAUUGUCGGGUACUUCCACCGCGAACACCUCAAGUCAUCACAAGAUCUCUACCUGUACAUGGAGUACUGCGGAAACGGUGACCUGGGACGGGUGAUACGGGAUCUUCAGGCUAAGAACCAGUAUGCCGAGGAGUCUUUUGUUUGGAGCAUCUUCUCGCAGCUCGUCACGGCGCUGUACCGAUGUCACUACGGCAUUAACCCGCCAGAGGUGGGAAAGUCUCUGUUCGGCCCCAUCAAAUCAACAAAGCCCGUUAUACCACCGGGCACCAUGACCAUUUUGCACAGAGAUCUCAAGCCUGAGAAUGUCUUUCUCGGAGAAGGUAACCUGGUCAAGCUUGGUGAUUUCGGUCUUGCAAAGAUGAUCCAAUCGCAAGACUUUGCAUCAACCUACGUCGGCACACCCUUCUACAUGUCACCCGAGAUCUGUGCUGCUGAGAAGUACACACUCAAGUCAGACAUAUGGUCACUGGGUUGCAUCAUCUACGAGCUCUGCACACGAGAGCCCCCUUUCAACGCCAAGACACACGUCCAGCUGGUGCAGAGGAUCAGGGAGGGCAAGAUUAGCCCGAUACCGAAGCACUACUCGCCCGAUCUGAUGGAGGUGAUUAAGGAGUGCCUCCGCGUGAACCCGGAGCGAAGGCCAGAUACGGCAACAUUGCUGAAUCUGCCACACGUCAAAAUGAUGCGCAAGGAGAAGGAGUUGGUGGACUGCAACAGGAUGCUGAAGCAAAAGCAAGAGGCCAUCCGCAAAGAGCUCAAUGCCUCGCUGCAUCGCGAGUGGGAAGUCAAAGCCCGCUUGGAAAUCGACCGCAUCCUCAAGGAGGAGAUAGCUGGACUGGAGAAGAGAUUCGAAGCAGAGGUCCAGAAGAGGAUAGAAGAAGACCGUCAGAAGAGGCCCGAGAUGGACUACCAGAAACGAUUCGAAUUGGAUUACCAAAAGAGAUUUGAGGCCGACUACCAGAAGAGAUUCGACCUCGAGUUCCCAAAGAAACUAGAAGAGGAGAUGCGGAGGAGAUAUCCGGAUACUCCCGGAUCAAAGAUGGACCUAUCGUGGUCGGUCCCCAAGCCAAAAGCCUCAAAAUCUCAGUCUUCUGUCGAGGAAGUCAGCGCAGACGGCGAUGAAUCUUCUGGACCCGAUCAACCAGACCUGUCAGGAACCAGCCCAGACUCGUCAUUCAGCAACAGCAACUACAACGAACCCAAGAGGAGGCCGAGGACGCCAUAUAAGCGAGCUCAGACCAUGUACGCCGGAGGUGGAAGAGGUGCCGGCACACCCAUGGACAUUGAAAUGGUCAGCCCAUCUCCUAUUGCUAUCGCAUCUCUCUCGCUAUCACCGAGAAGACACGCAGCAACGACCGGAUCUCCUACAAAGAACCCCUUCAGCAAGCGCAACAAUGUGCAAGGCCGCACCCUCGUGGAGCUGUCCAAGGCCAGAGCCAGCGGGCGACCACUGUUUGAUAAGAGCAACCUGAUCAGCCGGGCAGAGCCGGUCGCGACCUGGAAUCCCGAGAUCGACGAGAUGCCCAGCCCCUUUUUGGUCAGGCGAAAGGGCGUCUCGGCACCCGUCCCCGCUGGCCGUUGA